This is a messenger RNA of Chanos chanos (milkfish), 1505 nucleotides long. It is a transcript of the gene phb2b, whose product is annotated as prohibitin 2b. Bases 46 to 957 code for a protein of 303 amino acids. The record is from RefSeq and is a predicted model, not a curated record. The transcript is spliced from 10 exons. Gene Ontology annotation, biological process: mitochondrion organization. Gene Ontology annotation, cellular component: membrane; mitochondrion. Lineage: Eukaryota; Metazoa; Chordata; Actinopteri; Gonorynchiformes; Chanidae.
AAAAGCGGAAACUGUUCGUGACGACCUUGGGUAUCUUCUGUAAGCAUGGCGAAUAAAGAACCAAAUAGGUUUAUUCAGCACCUGAGGGACAUCGCCGGGAGAAUGUCCGCUGGUCCAAGGGGUGCCGGCCUUGGGCUGAAGUUACUCCUUGGUGCUGGAGCUCUUGCUUAUGGAAUCAAAGAAGCAACAUACACAGUGGAAGGUGGUCAACGGGCUAUCAUCUUCAACAGAAUCGGAGGUAUGCAGAUGGAUACUGUUCUGGCUGAAGGGCUUCACUUCAGGAUACCAUGGUUUCAGUACCCCAUCAUUUACGACAUCCGAGCAAAGCCCAGAAAGAUCUCUUCACUGACUGGGAGCAAAGAUCUCCAGAUGGUGAGCAUCGCCCUGCGUGUACUGUCUCGGCCCAUGGCCUCUAAUCUUCCCAUCAUGUAUCAGCAGCUGGGGAUAGAUUACGAUGACCGAGUUCUGCCCUCCAUCGUCAACGAGGUUCUGAAGAGUGUGGUGGCCAAGUUCAAUGCCUCUCAGCUCAUCACUCAGAGAGCACAGGUGUCAUUACUGAUCCGUAGGGAGCUCUAUGAACGAGCAAAAGACUUCAACAUCAUCCUGGACGACGUAGCCAUCACUGAGCUGAGCUUCAGCAAAGAAUACACAGCUGCUGUGGAGGCCAAACAAGUUGCCCAGCAGGAGGCUCAGAGAGCCCAGUUCUUUGUGGAGAAAGCCAAGCAAGAACAGAGGCAGAAGAUCAUCCAAGCUGAAGGAGAAGCUCAGGCCGCUAAGAUGUUAGGAGAGGCGGUGACGAAGAAUCCCGGAUACCUGAAACUCCGACGAAUCCGAGCUGCCCAGAACAUUGCCAAAACGGUGGCUGCGUCUCAGAACAGGGUGUACCUGAAUGCAGACAGUCUCGUUCUCAACCUUCAAGAUGAGUCCUUCAACAAAUUGUCACUGGGCAAGAAGUAACCGUUUCAGAAAGCACUUUGCAUUGCACUCAUCUGAAGUCCUAUGGGCAAUAUCCGAGGGUCUACUCUACAGUGUCUGCUUCUGACUGUAGAACAUACUAAAUACAAGCUACCAAGUAAAGUCUCCGUGUAUUGAAUGACUAGACUUCUGGUGUUAGUGCUGUUGUAUUUUACAAACUGAUCAGUGGGGUUUAACCAAAUCUCAACUCAUUUGUCUAACGAGUUCAAGUUAGGUUGCAGUUUGGUUCAUGAAGGCUUAAUCAUUGUCAUACAGGAAAACUGUCUCUGGAUAUUCUAUGCAACACCACAGACCAGUUCUAAAAUUCUAAAUGUAAUGUCAGUGGGGGUUUUUUUCUGUGUUUGUUUUGAUUUGUUAAUUAUUGUUAUUGAUUUGUCAGAUGACAUAACGAGAUGAAGAAAUUACAAAACCAUUUCCAUCCAUUCUGUAAAGAGACAAUAAUGUCCCUGCUGACCCCGCUCCGGGCCGUGCAAUCAGACUUGAGACACGGCGUUAAAAAGACAGUACAAUAAAGCCUUUUUUUUAUUUCA